AAGAGUGAAAAGAAUAUUCAUAACUAUUUGUCAUUGAUCGCGUUCUGCGCGACUCCCUCUCUCUCGCCGCCUCCUCCCGGCGCCCCGACCGCACAGCGAAGGCGUCCUGCGUCCCGAGGCAGAGCCAACAACUAGGCCCCGCCAGCCCGAGACACAGAACCGGCGAUAAAAGGGCGAGGAAGCAGCAGAGAAGCAGAAAACAGGGAGGAUCUGGCCGAGUCCCGCGCGCACGCGCACGCGCUCGCUGUUUACGAACGCCUCGGACUCGACGCCUGUACCUCGGCGGCCCUCGAGGACCAGCUCUGCCAUGGAUUCCGGGCCUGCGGGCGACGUGGGCGCGGCGGCCGAGAACAGGGAGGCAGCCGAAGGAGAUGCGGGCCGACAGAAUGGACACAGUGAUGGCGUUACAUCAUCCAUGGCAAUACAAGAAAAUGGCACAGAGGAUACAUCUCUUGGACUGAAGCGAGCUGCAGCAGAUGGCGACGCUGACAUUGACCAACAAACAAAUGAGCCAGCAUCAAAGAGGCGCAAGACUGGCCCACCACAGCCAAAGAAUCCAAUCAGUACUCUCAAUGAGCUGCGUCCGGGAUUAGUGUACAAAACAUUAACAGUUGAAGGCCCUUCCCAUGCGCCUGUUUUCACUGUAACGGUUGAGCUGAAUGGCCAAAUAUUCCAAGGCACGGGCCGCAGCAAGAAGCAGGCUAAGCACUCUGCCGCUGAGGCCACCCUGAGAUCCUUCCUCCAGUUCCGGAAUGCCUCGGAUGCUGCUCAGGCGCUGGGACUCAAUUCGUCGGGAGUGCAGGACUUCACCAGCGAUGUUUCAGAAGUCAGUUUUGGGUCAAGUUCAGCACCUGGUGAGACGAUACCAGCGGCAGCAGGCAGUAGGCCGGUGCCAGUUGCAGAAGCAUCCUCCCCGACCCCAGCAUCAACUCCUUCAGCGUCGGCAAGCCCUGGUCCAUCUCAGACUUCCAAGAACCCGAUCAUGCUUCUUAAUGAGUUGAGACAGGGAGUGGAGUAUCAGCUGAAACAAGAAUCGGGGGAGCCACAUGCCAAGACAUUUACUUUCCAAGUUACUGUGGAUGGCCAGGUUUUUGAGGGCACUGGAAACAGCAAAAAGUUAGCCAAAGCAGCUGCAGCACGACAAGCACUAAGCAAACUCUAUGGUGUCAUCGCCUCAACACCGUCUGCCGUACUCCAUCACAUGCCAAUCUCUACUAUGCCUAAUCUCCACAUGCCACAGACAUUAGCCGACAAUAUUGCCAAAAUGGUGUGUGACAAAUUUUUAGAACUUACUUCGGGUAACCCAACACUCGCAAAGAGAAAGGUUCUGGCAGGAAUCGUCAUGACGAACGAGGAGAAUCUGGAGGAUAUGAAGGUGAUCAGUGUGGCAACUGGUACAAAAUGUAUUAAUGGAGAACAUCUUAGUCUGAAGGGCCAGUGCAUAAACGAUUGCCAUGCCGAAGUUGUGGCUCGCAGAUGUCUCGUGCACUUCCUCUUCUCACAGCUUGAAAAGCUGGCAGACACCAAUGAAAAUGGAGUUCCUGAAGAUAGUAUAUUUGAAAGCUUGGAAGAAACCAAAGGUUAUAGAGUGAAGUCGCAGUAUAAGUUCCACUUAUAUAUCAACACUGCUCCUUGUGGUGAUGCAAGAAUCUUUGCUCCCCAUGAAGAGGAAGCAGACCAAACAGAUCGCCACCCUAACAGGCAAAGCCGUGGGCUGUUACGCACAAAGAUAGAAUCUGGGGAAGGUACAAUUCCAAUUAAGGCUGGUGCUGACAACAUCCAAACCUGGGAUGGAGUACUUCAGGGUGAGCGUCUACGCACAAUGUCAUGUUCUGACAAGAUUGCGCGCUGGAAUAUUGUUGGACUGCAGGGAGCUCUUGCUGCCCACUUCCUAGAUCCAGUCUAUCUGGAAUCCAUUGUCAUAGGUUCUCUGUUCAGUGCAUCACAUAUGUACAGGGCUGUCUGUGGGAGAAUAGAACAAACUAUCCAAGGACUGCCACCACCCUACAGAUUAAACCAGCCAAGAAUGAACCAGGGUAGCUCAACAGAAUCAAGACAGCCACAGAAAGCCCCUACCAUAUCUGUCAACUGGGACUGCGGUAAAAAAGAAAGUCAGCUCGAGGUCCUCAAUGCCAUGACUGGCCGACAAGAAGGGGAAAAUAGUUCCCGGUUGUGCAAAAGGAAAUUCUUUACAAGAUUUAUGAGUCUUAUUGAACGCCUUCCUUCCAUGACAGAAGUAGAUCCAGGGGCAGCAAAGCAUCUCUCCUAUGGGGAAGUUAAAGCUUUAUCUAAUAAGUAUCAGACAAGCAAGAGGGCCAUGAUUUCAGGAUUUGCUCGUGCUGGUCUUGGUCAGUGGAUUGGCAAGCCCAUGGAAGAAGAUAGUUUUUAUAUAUAAAUUUGAAUUCAUUCUCAUAUUAUGUAUUUGUGUGACUUUUCUCCUCUCUGUCAGUUUUGUAAAGGUUAUAUAAUAGGAGACAGUUGAUAGCCCAUACAGCAUUGUUCCUAUCCCAGUUCAGGUUACUCUGUUGUUAACACAAUAGGCUUAUAGCUGCUGUUAGUAGAAAGCUUGUGGACUACAAAAGGUCAUGAUACUUAUUGGGCGUCAGAUAUGGGCUUGAAUAAUCAGAAAAUCUCUUUAGACAUUUCUUCAAAUAGGUUUUUCAUAGGUGUGUUUUACAAUUAUUUGAUUUUGGGAAAUUAUUAUGCAUGUUGUUGAAUAUUUGCCAAAACAAAGACGUCUUCUUGAUAUCUACUUUUUAAGUUCCUCUGUUGAGACAUGAUUUGUGUUAUGAUAUUUGAAUUACAGGUUGUAGUGCUUAAAUAAACCAAAAAUGUUGAUCUUAAGUUAUAAGGUCUAGAGAUUUUUUUUUUUAAGAGAAAAUAUCCAUUUCAUAUAUUUCCUCAUCUUGAAUUGCUUUAAUAUUUGGAGUUACACAAAGAUUUUUUUGAGCAUGCCAAAUCUCUAUUUUUAAAGCUAGGUAGGUAUCAGAUAUUUCUAUUUUGAGAUUUUUUUAUUGAAUGUGGCAUGAAAAAAGCUACAAAAAAAGUCAGUCCACUUAAAGAUUACACGAGAUCAAAUUUAUUGAGUUUAAGCAGAUGUUUCUUUUGCCAUUCUUAACGCUACUCCUCCCAUGUCAUAGCAUUUAAAUCUCAUGACAACUUACUGUAUUAAGGCUCUCCUUAAAUCAUUAAGAAGUAAAAUGCUGUCUUGAUUAUAGAUAACAUUGUCAAUCUUUGCAAGUUAUGCAAUCACUUUAUAUUAUGUGUUUACUUACUGUUAUUUGUUUAUUUGAAAUCAUCCCAAGGGCUAAAGCAAAAUCAAUUGCAUGCCAAAAACACAGGACAAAUGGUCUUCAUGUAAUCAUUUUUCAUUCUGUGCAUUUGACAGUCUGACUCAUGAAUGUGUUACAAACUCAAGGAAUUCCCUAAGGGUGUGACCUUCCCACAAGUCAUGGGUCAUGUAAUGUUACUUUGGACCAGUGUAUAUAAUGCCUGCUUGGUAUUGUUAUACCUUUUUGUAUAUGAUUAAUAUUGUUGCCCCCUUGUGUGGGAAAGAGAUAAUUAUGUGGAUUCUUAUUUUGAUCUCUCAUUUUAACACUACCACUUUUUUCCCUUUCUUUUUUAAAGGACAACACUUGAGUACAGCCAAGGUCUGUCUUGUAUCUGAGUGUCAAAACUUUUUAGUAAUUAGAUAGUGUAUAGUGUAUCUAAGCAUGCUACUGUGAUCAUUUUAUUUUAGCAUUUUUUGUCUCUUCAUGAUAUGUGAUUUCUUUGUAACCUUAGUUUUUUUUUUGCAGUCCAUGUAUUUUUUUAUGACAUUUUUAACUUUUUGGGGGAAUAAGCUAGUUUACGUAUAUUUUUUCUUCAAAAUGUUAUAUUUUUAUGUCAGUAAGAAGAAAAAUGGAAUACUGUAAUGUUUGUUUGUUUGUUUUUGGUAAUUUCAUAUCUCACUAAAGUUUGAAAAUAAUGUUUCAAGAUAUUUUGAUUUGAAUACUUGAAAGAUGUAGCAGCAUUAUUUGUUUUAUAGUAAGGAGUAAGAAUUUUAAGGGUAACACCUGUGGACCAUGCAUAGCUUCACCAUUUCAUUGUGUAAGCAAUUUGGUUGUACUUAGGUUUGAUGACCUUCAUGUUUUAAACUUUAGCAUAACUCUGUUGCAUAAUUUUUUGCAGGGUUUAAUAUACGUAUCUAAUUUAAACAUUUUGUAAAGUCCGAUAUGCCACAUACAAUGCAAAGUAUUUAAUUUUCUAGUUCUAUGAGGAAGAAGGACCAGCAAGUUCAAGAUGACAUUCAAUCAGUUACCUUAUUUAGGUUACAUUAGUAUUGACUGCAAGUAUAUUGUUUUGUGUUAAAUUACAAGAAGGUAAAAGUCAUUAAGGCCUUAGUUGUAAACCAUUUAGUUUGUGUAAAUCUCAAGAAGCAGUAAUAGCUGUCAUGAAAAAAAUGCCACAGGGCAAUCAUUUAUUAUAUUGUUUUUAACAAAAAGAACUAGAAAAAAAUGCUUAUUUCUACUUAGACUCAUUAACUUACGAUUUGAACAAAUAUGAAGAAACUUUACAGUAUGUGUCACGAGAAGGUAUAUGGAUUCAUGUUCUAAAGCCAUCCCACAAAAAUAAGAUUAAAUGCUAAGAAAGAGACAAAACUAAUACACUGUCUGCUCAUGAGAAGAGAGAAGUGAGCUGUUUAAAUUUAGCAACAAUUUUGUAAAAGUUUGGUUUGUAUGUAUUGGUUAAGAAGUUGGUCAUUUAUUUCAGUGACAAGUCAUUCAUGGCAAUAUGAAUACCUAAAAUAAUGUAUCAUUUUCUAAGUUAAUCACUGAAUAAACUGUUUUAAGAAUCA
This is a messenger RNA of Penaeus indicus, 4837 nucleotides long. RefSeq names its product double-stranded RNA-specific editase 1-like (gene Adar). The coding region runs from base 308 to 2395 and encodes 695 amino acids. The record is from RefSeq and is a predicted model, not a curated record. Gene Ontology annotation, molecular function: double-stranded RNA binding; tRNA-specific adenosine deaminase activity; double-stranded RNA adenosine deaminase activity. The transcript is spliced from 13 exons. Gene Ontology annotation, biological process: RNA processing; adenosine to inosine editing. Lineage: Eukaryota; Metazoa; Arthropoda; Malacostraca; Decapoda; Penaeidae. Gene Ontology annotation, cellular component: cytoplasm; nucleolus.